Messenger RNA from Lathyrus sativus (Indian pea), 210 nucleotides. Lineage: Eukaryota; Viridiplantae; Streptophyta; Magnoliopsida; Fabales; Fabaceae. The record is from the annotation of a GenBank genome assembly.
AUGCAGGGUCCUUCUCAGAGAUGGGGCUACAUUCGAAUCAUGUCUGGCACAAUCUUCGGAGGCAUCCUCGGUUUCUAUGUUAUGCAUCGUGUUGAGAUCACUUACAAGGAGAAAAUGAAUGAAAGGCUGAGAAAUUAUGAAGCUGAAUUGAAAAGAAAGAGGGAAGAGAAACUUAAUGAGUUUGAGAUUGAGGAAUCAUCUAAGUUUUGA